Messenger RNA from Musca domestica (house fly), 1377 nucleotides. Its product is annotated as transmembrane protein 179. NCBI's taxonomy places the organism in Eukaryota, Metazoa, Arthropoda, Insecta, Diptera, Muscidae. The transcript has 3 exons. The record is from RefSeq and is a predicted model, not a curated record. The coding region runs from base 139 to 840 and encodes 233 amino acids.
UUGUAUUAACAUUGUACUCUGCAUGCAACUGCGUUGUUUCACUGCAAUUUUUCUCGAGCAAUUGUUUGUUUUUGUUGUGACUUUCUAAAGAAAUUGUUGAAUUUUCCCUGGCAAAUAUCUUAAAGACCCAAUCACGAAAUGGCUCUUGCCAAUGUUUUGCUAUUAAGUCAAAUAACAGGGCAUGUAAUUAUUCUGAUUUUGGCCCUUUGUGUGGUGGUGCCCUUAAGCUUUAAUAUACAUGACUUUUGUGGCCAUUGUUUGCUCUUUACGACGGGAAAAUGGCGUGAAGAGGACGGCAUGUUUGAUCCCAAAUGGGCCUCAUCAGAUUUCUGUAAUUUCCCAUUGGUCACAGGCAUUUUCAUGUUCAUCAUAUCAUCGACGCAAAUCUAUCGCUAUGCCCGCAUGAAGGAUGAGGAAUCAUUUUUGGCUCUGUUUGUUGAUGUGGUCCUAAGCAUUUGGAUGCUGGCAAUGUCCAUUAUCUCAUCGAUAAUGAUAACAUUGGGUUUCAUUGUCUGGUGCGAUGGCAUGACUGAACGUUUUCCAACGUGUGAAAUUACAGCUGGACAAAAUAUCAUACAUGCCAAUACGGAUAAUAUUGAUAAUUCCAGGUUUUAUAUUGAAAUGGGAACGGCACAGUUUGGUGCCUGGGGUGCAUUUGCCAUUAAUGUGGGCAUUGGUGUAAUUGCCCUCCUUAAACUGAUCAACAACCAUCAAGUGCGCAACAUAAAGGUUUCCAUGUACUUGGAACGUCAACGUUUAGUAAACCAACAUCAAGUACAGCAAGACGGUCGUUCUACACCACCUGCAAUGUCCUCCAGCGAUUCGGAACAAGCAAAAUAGUUGAGCUAUUCAAAGCAAUGUCAUUGUAAGCGUUCUCAAUGUGCUGGGCAACAUCACCACACCGAUCGCAUCGUGCUCGAAGACGAAAUUGUAUUAAUAUUUUUUAUUGUAUGCAUAUGUUUUCUACUACUUUUAUUAUCUCAUUUUAUUGUAGUUAUUAUGUUUGAAACUGAUUCCAGGCAGUGAACAAGUUAUAUAUAAGUUAAUUAUCAAUUUAUAAAUGUUUGCCAAAUAAGAAUGUAAUUACUGGCACACACACCAUAAUUGUAUAAUUUAAAAUAAUUUCAUUUAAUUAAGUCAUCUAGUAAAAUAUCCUUGUCCCCUGUUUUCCAAACAUUGUCAAUAAUAUUCAUAACUAUAUAAAAUCUCUAGCAAAAGACAAUAUUCUUGUCCAAGAAAAAAAUUGUAGGGCUUAAAAAUAUUAUUCAAAUAUUAUGCCAAUUCCCAAUAAACAGUGUGGAAUGUAUACUCACAAAAUGUGCGAAAGAUGAUUAAAUAAAGAUGGAGUUAUCGAAGGAGAAAUUGAAACAACAUAAA